CAGGUGACGUGGGGCGACGCUGUGCCGCUGCGGUCGCACCUCGCGGCGUCGGGGCGUGGGAUGGAGCUGUCGACCCUCACUUGGUUUGGAGGCCGCUUGCUCUCGUGCGACGACCGGACAGGGAUCGUCUACGAGAUCUCGAAGGGGGAGGCGCGGCCGCGCCACAUCCUUGCGGGCCCGACCGCCGCCGCCCACUUCAAGUGCGAGUGGGCUGCGGUGAGGCACGGCCAGCUCUACGUCGGAGGCAUCGGCAGG
Emiliania huxleyi CCMP1516 is the source of this 255-nucleotide messenger RNA. RefSeq lists its product as hypothetical. Gene Ontology annotation, biological process: proteoglycan biosynthetic process. The transcript has 2 exons. NCBI's taxonomy places the organism in Eukaryota, Haptophyta, Isochrysidales, Noelaerhabdaceae. The record is from RefSeq and is a predicted model, not a curated record. The annotation marks the transcript as partial. Gene Ontology annotation, molecular function: calcium ion binding; UDP phosphatase activity; GDP phosphatase activity.